AUGGAUGAACUGAAAUGGGAUGCUAUACGCAACGGGGAUCUGGAGACCCUCAAGAGCGUUGUUUUGUCAAGCUCGACUGCUCGCCGCGCGCGUGCCCUCCACUCGAUCCGCGAAAAGAACGGGGACGUCCUGUCAGAAGAGAACAGUAAACCUAUCCUGGACCUCCUCAUCCAAACAUAUCCACUAUACAUCGACCGAAUCUCUCGAUUAGCCGUUCAGCAAUGCCUUCGCACGAUCCUGAAAUCCAUAACCGAGCCGGACGCGAAGUACUUAGCCGCAAGACUACAGAAGGAAUGUGCGAAACCUACUCUAUCAGCCGCAUCUGCCUUCGUGCUCGUUGAGUGGUGCUGCAUCCUUCUCCAACACCUCAGCAGUAUCGAUGCUCCUAUCGGUGCAGUUUUAGAUGUUAUAUCUGCCAAUGCGAACGUCUUAGAAUUGUGUCUGGGAGAGACAUCGAAACCAACCGUGCGACAAUCCGCCCUGCGAAUAACUCGUCGUGCGCUGAGGGCUAUUUUUACGUCCCAAAGUUUGGGCGGGGAGGCGAUACGCGAAUCAGUUUCAAAGCUCACCACGGGCACUUUGGCCCAGAAAAACGCACCUUUUAUUGGCGUAAUUUCCGGAGUUUGUGCACGUCUUGUGGCACGAAAGGAGGUUUUAGCUGGGUUAAAGAAGCCGAUAUUGGCUUACUAUACAAAGGAGAUACUGGGUUCGCGAAGUCAAGUGCCACCGCAUAUAGCAAAUGGGUUAUCGGACUUUUUUGCAUCAUUCGUCACCUAUGACGAUGUAGUCGCCGAUAUUGUACCAACGCUAGAGAAAUCUAUUUUGAGGUCCCCGGAGAUUAUACUCAACGGCAUAAUCCCGCCUCUUUGCUCGUCACUUCCUGUGGAAAUCGAUCUUUCCGAGCCCGUCAAUGCUCGUCUAUCAAAGCCUCUUUUGUCCAGUCUUAAGUCCACGAAUGCCAUCAUUAGACAAGGUGCUACACAGUCGUUCCAAGCUCUGAUACUCAAAUGCAAGACCGAAGACCCUCUGCUGAAGGUGGCCAACGAGAUCAUAGGGCCAUUGAAGUCUGGGAAGAUCUCGAAUGCCGAUCAACAAGCAGUCACGCAUUUGGUUACAGUGGGUGCUAAGGAGUCAAGCGAAAUUGCCCUCGUAUCAGAAGUCAAAGCCAUAUGCAAACAUCUGGCCUAUCUCAUCAAUUCCGAAAUAUCUGUCAAAGAUGAAACGAUCACGGCUAUUGCAAAGGCAUCCGCAGAUAAACGUGUACCUUUUCGUAAAUUGUGGCAGCUGCAGAUUGCGGAUUUAUUUUGGAACACCGAUCUAGGGAAGUUGACUAGCUCAUCGAGCCAAAAAUUGAUUGAUGCUGUCCUUACGAAAUUGAAGGAUUCGUUCACAGAGUCUGUCGCCAAUCCUCUUCCAUCUGCGCAGAGUGGUCUGGUUUCUGCCGCUUAUGGUUACGUUUCACUGUGCGGUUUAUUAAAAGACUCGCAGGCGACCGCAAAAUCAGAAUGGAAGACUAUCGUUCAGCAAUCAGUUUCACUGACACCUAAGCCGUCAUUCUUAUUGAACCCGAAGGUCUAUAGCAAGUUGACCACAGACGAGGAUUUUCGAUGGAAAGUGAGGGCACUUACCACAGUUGCAAAUAAUUCUACACUACGUACUUAUGAUGCGGCAAGUCAAGGGGCUUGGGGUCAAGCGUUUAUUUUCACAAUCGCUAGUCCGAGCGUCCCUCGAAACAUUAAAGACGAGGCAUGCCAGGCUCUGACAAAGGUUUACCUGGAAGAUGCUACGACAGCCGCAAAUGUUAUUGUCAAUGCAUUAUGGUCUUGGGUGUUCGCUCUGUCUGUUGCUGACAAGGAAUCUGGUGCAGUAGCUGCAGGUCAGGGAAGCCAGGAUUUACUUCACUUCGUAGUGAAAGCCAUAUGUCCCAGCGCAUCCGGUUCACAGCCAUUCUCAGAUGAUGUUCAAAUUGCGCUGAAAGAUCAGAUGAUCAAACUCCUUAUUCUUUGUCGCCAAGAACUGAUACCCAAGGCAUCCUGGAUUGACCUUUGCUUAAAGAUAGGCCUAGAUCCUGGGAAACUUGUAUCCGAUCAACCUGAAGACUCUAUUCAACAACUCAUACAGGUAUCGGAAGACCCUGUGCAGUCAAAGAUCCCACAAGCAGCUGAUGCUGUUGGAAGCGCAGCAGCAGAUCUAGCUUUCGUUGCCCCGGACGCGAUGAUACCACGUAUCGUCAAGGUAAUUAGUGAGGACCUGGCAAGUGAUCGUAUCGCCAAAUUUACCCCUACCGAUGCUGCAAUCACUCGCACACCAGAAGGGACUACUUUCGUGGAUGUACUCAACACAAAGGCUGCUCAACCGCUGUCAAAUAAGAAUAUCAAGGACUACGACACUUUGAAAUGGGAAGAGGAGCUCCGAGCACAGAUAGCACAAAAGACGGGACAAACAAAGAAAAAGCUAACGGCAGACGAACAACAAAAGGUCAAGGCACAGUUGGAGAAAGAAGCUAAAAUCCGGAAAACUGUGCUCUCUGAAAUCAAGAGGAUUGAACGAGGCUGCGUAAUCGUUCGCGGGCUGGCCACAGGACCACCAACUGACACCGACGGGUGGAUAAACACCGCAGUUACAACUCUUCUUUCUCUAGCUCGUCUUAAUGCCGGCCUAUUUGUGGGUGAUGCUGUUUCAAGAGCGUAUAUUGCUUGCGCGGAAAAGCUCUCUUCGAGACUUGGCCUACUACGACCGUUUAUCGGAGUCGCGACCCUUCGAGCAAUUGGCAAUACUAAUUUGUCCCCUGACUUAGAAGCCGAACCACUAGGAGAUCUCGUCACAAGGAUUCUAUACAGACUACGCUUCACAUCCGAACAAUUACCCUUCGAGCCAACUUCACUCGCCUACCUUUUGCCAUUGGCUGGKUUWGUAUUGAGUCGAGAUGGCAUCGAAGAGCAAAAAGGAGAGGAUGGCGGCGAACAAGUUCUAUUGACACUAGAAUUCCUGUCUUUUCACUCUUCUUCCUUUUCCGACACUAGGCUGCCCCGUCGUGAGGUCCUACAGCAUCUCAUUACGUCGCUGCACAAGUACUCGCAGCAUUAUAAAUUAGUCAAGGAUACGCUGCUCGAUCUGUGCAGAUGUAUCUCCCAGAAUAUUUCAACGGAGGAACUCGAAGUUCUCUUUGAGGGUACGAUUGCUCCGGAUGUUUCAGUACGGACUGCGGUUCUUCAAGCAAUUGAAGCUGAGAUCGAUUUAACAGACCUGGAUUUCUCCGAGCAUAUCUGGCUGUGCUACCACGAUCAGGUGGAGGAGAAUGCAGAGAUCGCGGAAGCUAUCUGGGAGGACAAUGCCCUUGAUGUUGACGAAACGUCGUAUCUGAAGAUUCUCAAGUAUCUGGAUGUUAAGGACGGUCAGCUUCGAGGUGCCGCGGCUCGAGCUCUUGCACAUUCUGUCGAGCUAAAUCCCUCAACAUUCGACGUUGUCCUUUCUGGCUUGCAGUCUAGAUACUCGGACGAAGUCAAGCCAAAGGCUCCCGGCAAAGACAAAUAUGGAAUGCCCUUGAAAGCCGACGUAACGGACGUUUGGGAAAUCAGAAGUGGUAUCGCUUUGACCUUCAAAGCGAUGACAAAACUUUUUGAGAAAGAUCAGAUUGUGUCAUUCAUGAAAUUCCUGAUAGACAAUGGUCCCUUGGUUGACAAAAACGCCCUGGUCAGAGAGCAAAUGGCAGAUAGUGGCAGAUUGAUCAUUGAGCAGCGAGGACAAGAUAAGGUCGAGGAACUAAUGACCUUGUUCGAAAAGACACUCGAAACUUCCGACAAGGCCACUGAAAGCUCUGACUGGCUCAAUGAGUCCGUCAUCGUACUUUAUGGAUCCUUAGCAAGACAUCUAAAAUCCAAAGACUCGCGAUUGGAUACAGUUAUCAAGAAAUUACUUGCCGCUCUUCCCACGCCAUCGGAGAUGGUUCAAUCGGCGGUGGCUGGGUGUCUUCCUCCCUUGAUUAGAUUGUCCGGCCCCGCUGAAACCGAGGGCUACGUCAGCCAGCUGCUAGACCAACUUGUUCAGUCCAAAAAGUAUGCAUCGCGACGUGGGGCAGCGUAUGGACUCGCUGGUAUCGUUCAGGGUAGAGGUGUUGCAGCCCUCCGAAAGUACCGUAUCAUGUCGUCUCUCACAGAUGCACUCGACAAUAAGAAAGACCCGAACCAACGUCAAGGAGCUCUUUUGGCUUAUGAGCUCUUCUCUGCUGUGCUUGGAAGAGUCUUUGAACCCUAUGUGAUUCAAAUCGUGCCCCAUUUGCUGACAAGCUUUGGCGAUCCUAGUAUCGACGUGAGAGACGCCUGUCUCGACGCCUCUAAAACCUGCGUUGCAAGUUUGAGUUCCUAUGGUGUGAAGCAGAUUCUUCCGACACUUCUUGAAGGUCUUGAUGACACACAAUGGCGUAGUAAAAAGGGAGCUUGUGAUCUUCUAGGUGCUAUGGCAUAUCUUGAUCCUCAGCAAUUGGCCAUCAGUUUGCCAGAUAUCAUUCCUCCACUCACUGUUGUACUGAAUGACAGCCACAAAGAGGUUCGCAACGCGGCCAAUCGCAGUUUGCAGCGUUUCGGUGAGGUCAUCAGCAACCCCGAAGUGAAAAGCCUGGUUGGAAUCCUUCUCAAAGCUCUUAGCGAUCCCACGAAAUACACGGACGAAGCAUUGGACUCGCUUAUCAAAGUGUCAUUCGUCCAUUACCUUGAUGCCCCUUCGCUUGCUCUUGUUGUUCGUAUAUUGGAGCGUGGACUCAGCGAUCGAUCAAACACAAAACGCAAAGCUGCUCAAAUUAUCGGCAGUCUUGCCCAUUUGACCGAGAGAAAGGAUCUUAUUUCUCAUUUGCCCAUUUUGGUCGCUGGCUUGCGUCUGGCAAUUGUGGAUCCCGUUCCUACUACACGAGCCACCGCUUCCAAGGCUCUCGGAUCUCUCAUUGAGAAAUUGGGAGAAGAUGCCCUUCCAGACCUUAUCCCGAGUCUCAUGUCCACCCUCAAGUCGGACACUGGAGCCGGCGACCGACUGGGAUCUGCUCAAGCUCUUUCGGAAGUUCUCGCUGGUCUCGGAACAACGCGUCUCGAGGAAACCUUGCCCACUAUUUUACAAAAUGUUUCCAGUUCCAAGCCAUCUGUCAGAGAAGGUUUCAUGUCAUUGUUCAUUUUCUUGCCGGCUUGCUUCGGCAACAGCUUCGCUGCUUAUCUCAACAAGAUCAUUCCACCGAUUUUGGCGGGUUUGGCUGACGAUAUUGAAGCAAUCCGUGAGACGUCUUUGCGAGCAGGUCGUCUCUUGGUCAAGAACUUCUCUUCCAAAGCCAUUGAUCUCCUUUUGCCUGAAUUAGAGCGCGGCUUGGCCGACGACAGUCACAGAAUUAGAUUGAGUUCAGUCGAACUUGUUGGAGACCUUCUUUUCAAUCUUACUGGUAUCACCAACAAGGUCGAUGCUGAGGAACAAGAAGAAGGUGCAGCCCAGGCUGGCCAAUCUUUGCUCGCAAUUCUCGGGGAAGAGAAACGAAACAAAGUGUUAUCUGCUCUCUAUAUUUGCCGCUGCGAUACAUCUGGCUUGGUAAGAAGUGCAGCUAUCACAGUCUGGAAAGCUCUUGUGGCUACGCCUAGAACACUUAAGGAAUUGGUGCCAACUCUCACACAACUCCUCAUUCGCCGUCUUGGAUCAUCCAACAUGGAACAGAAGGUUAUUGCAGGCAACGCACUGGGAGACCUCAUCAAGAAAGCUGGUGAAAGCGUCCUGGCUACUUUGUUGCCUUCACUUGAGGAUGGACUCAGAACAUCAACCGAUGUGGAUGCCAGACAAGGUAUCUGUAUUGCACUUCGGGAAUUGAUUACCUCGGCGUCGCCAGAGGCCUUGGAAGACUAUGAGAAAGUCCUCAUCUCCAUUGUGCGGGUUGCCCUGGUUGACAGCGACGCGGAGGUUAGAGAGGCUGCAGCUGAAGCAUUCGAUGCCUUGCAACGCAUUCUAGGCAAGAAGGCAGUCGAUCAAGUACUGCCAUAUCUUCUGUCUCUUCUCAGGAAUGAGGAAGAUGCAGAGCAAGCUCUAUCUGCUCUGUUGACUCUGCUUACCGAAACCACACGUUCGAGCAUUAUUCUUCCUAAUCUAAUCCCCACGCUGAUUACAUCUCCAAUCACUGUCUUCAAUGCAAGGGCACUCGCAUCUCUGGCAGAAGUUGCUAGUUCCGCCAUGAACCGUCGUCUACCCGCAAUACUCAAUGCCCUCAUGGAUGAAAUGAUAUCAACUAAGGACGAGGAACUCCGAUCAGAACUUAGCACCUCUUUCGAUACCAUCCUCGUCUCUGUUGAUGAAUACGAUGGUUUGAACGUUGCUAUGAACGCCAUGAUGACAUUAAUGAAACAUGACGAUCACCGCCGGCGAGCAAAUGCUGCUGAACGCUUGGCUAAAUUCUUCUCCGAUGCUGAGAUUGAUUAUUCAAGAUAUCACCAAGACCUGAUUCGCGUGUUCCUCAUUUCGUUUGAUGACAGAGACAAGAAUGUUGUCAAGGCUGCCUGGUCUGCACUUAGCCAAUUGACAUCACACAUGCGCAAAGAAGAAAUGGAACUAUUGGUGGUUUCUACACGGCAGACCCUGCGGCAAGUUGGUGUCUCUGGAGCUCCUCUUCCAGGUUUCAGUUUGCCCAAGGGUAUCAUGGCAAUUUUCCCUAUCUUUCUCCAAGGUUUACUCAAUGGAAAUACCGAGCAGCGAACGCAAGCUGCAUUGGCUUUUGCAGAUAUCAUUGACAGAACUGCAGCGGAUUCUCUCAAACCAUUCGUCACUCAAAUCACCGGUCCUCUUAUUCGUGUUGUUUCUGAGAGAUCUGUGGAUAUCAAAGCAGCAGUCUUCUAUGCUCUCAACAAGCUUCUAGAGAAGAUACCACUAGCUGUCAAACCUUUCUUGCCCCAGCUUCAACGCACUUUUGCCAGAGGUUUGGCAGACACCACCAGCGAAACUCUACGAAAUCGGGCGGCCAAGGGUCUGGGUAUAUUGAUUACUCUUACGCCUCGUGUGGAUCCUCUUGUUGCGGAAUUGGUUACCGGCUCCAAGACAGAUGAUGACGGAGUCAAGAACGCCAUGAUGAAGGCACUUCUUGAGGUCGUGGACAAGGCAGGUGGUAGCAUGAGCGAGGCAUCAAGGAACGCAGUACUCGCUCUUAUAGAUGACGACAGUAGCGACCGUACAGAUGCAAUGGCCAUGACCAACGCCAAAUUGCUCGGUGCACUGGUGAAGAGCCUACCCGCGGCCACAGCUAUACCAUUGAUUAAAUCUCGGGUGUUGACUACAAACUUCUCUCAUGCUUCUAUUCUGGGCUUGAACGCUCUUCUUGUGGAGGCUCCAAAGAUGCUGCUAGAGAAUUUCGCGACCGAGACGCCGUCAUUGAUCUGCCAGGGAGUGUCAAACUCGGAUCCCUACGUAUCCGAUAACAGCGUCCUGGCAGCAGGAAAAUACAUUCUUGCUGAAAGCGAGAAUAAAAACUUCGAGUCAACAAAAACUGUCUUCGAUAGCCUUGCAUCAGUGAUACCCUCCGGCCAUCCAGCAGAUACUAGACGUCUCGCUCUUGUUGUCUUGCGCACCAUAAGCCGUCUCCAUCCCGAGUAUACCAGGCCACACCUCGCACAACUCGUGCCGCCAAUUUUCAGCAGCGUUCGUGACCCAGUUAUCCCUGUGAAGUUGGCCGCUGAAGCUGCUUUCCUUGCGAUCUUUGACGUGGUGGAGUCCGAGAGCGCUGUUUUCGACAAAUAUAUGGCUGGACCGGGUGCGGAACUACCUGCGGGCCCGAAACGAAGCAUCUCGGACUAUUUCAAGCGUGUUGCACUUCGACUAGCUACUCAGGCUCGCGAAAGACGAGAAGCAGAGGGCGGCCAGGGUGGUUUAGGACUUUCUAACGAUGAGGUCGAGGAUGAACGGGAACUAUGGAGUAUAGGAAGGGUUGACUUGGGCCAGGACAGUUUUGGGGUUGAGUGA
Talaromyces amestolkiae is the source of this 7968-nucleotide messenger RNA. RefSeq lists its product as uncharacterized. Gene Ontology annotation, cellular component: cytosol. The transcript is spliced from 7 exons. Gene Ontology annotation, molecular function: protein kinase regulator activity. The coding region runs from base 1 to 7968 and encodes 2655 amino acids. Gene Ontology annotation, biological process: cellular response to amino acid starvation; regulation of translation. The record is from RefSeq and is a predicted model, not a curated record. Lineage: Eukaryota; Fungi; Ascomycota; Eurotiomycetes; Eurotiales; Trichocomaceae.